UGGCUGCCGGCGUCGACGAGAUCUCGUAUGGCGUUUUUAGCACUCGUAACUUUCUCCGCGACACCUGGGAGAUAGACGCCGUCUUUUCUGCGUUGGCCCAGUUCUGCAAAGGAACACUCUGCAGCUUAGACUCACUCCAGCGGAUGAACCUGCGUGUUAGCGUCGUGGGUGACGUGGGCCUUCUUCCUAUAGAGCUGCAAUCUAAUAUGGCGCAGGUUGAAAUCGCCACUUCUAAGGGAAGCCGAAAACACACAUGCCGCUUAUGCACAGCUCACACCAGCAAACUCGCCAUGAACAGUGCGAUGCUACACACAGCAAAUGCUGUGAGAGCAGGCGUCAUCAAAUCUGAUGACGUCACAGCGGAACUCGUCUGGGAUGUGUUGGCGCUAACCGAGGCUUCCGAGACGGAUCUGUGGUAUCGAAGCUCCGGGAGACAGUGCUUCGCUGAACUCAUGGUCCUGCAAAGUGGAUACUCUUACAUGCACAUAGAACCACAACUAUGGCCUGCAACAGGAUUUUGGGAGUUUGUCUUGGCAAUACUGAAAUUCCAGCUUCACUGGCCUUACAUUACGGCUGUCAAGGAGAGACACCGAAAAUUGGAUGACUCAUCCACCGAUAUGAAUCCCGCGAUUGCGGUUCGCCAACGCAUGUUUCUAACCAACAUAAAGUCAUGGAUGAUGACGCACAUUCGUAAAUUCGGCUCCAGAAAGGUGCUUGAAGAGAAUGCCUGCUUUCCAAAGAACCACCUGUGAAAUGGUUGCACCAAACAAUUGUGUGUGAACGCCAUUCCUCUGAAGGCAAAGAUUAUUCGAAGCUCAAUUUUCCAGGGCCAAUAUGUGUAGCAUCUCCUCAACUUACUUACACAUGUGCCCAUUUUUUUAGCAUGCCAAAAUAAUCAUAGUAGAUACGUUUCGCUGUUGCGAGGAACGA
Messenger RNA from Dermacentor andersoni, 930 nucleotides. Its product is annotated as dehydrodolichyl diphosphate synthase complex subunit DHDDS-like. NCBI's taxonomy places the organism in Eukaryota, Metazoa, Arthropoda, Arachnida, Ixodida, Ixodidae. Gene Ontology annotation, molecular function: ditrans,polycis-polyprenyl diphosphate synthase [(2E,6E)-farnesyl diphosphate specific] activity. The record is from RefSeq and is a predicted model, not a curated record. Gene Ontology annotation, biological process: polyprenol biosynthetic process. Gene Ontology annotation, cellular component: endoplasmic reticulum; dehydrodolichyl diphosphate synthase complex.